CCAGAAAUAGGUCAGGAGACCAUGGUGACCCACGAGGUGUCUGGACCCACACCUGGUAACAUGGUGGGGCCGCGGGACUUCGUUGGUGUUCGCUGUGCCAAGCGCCGGGGGUCCACGUGCUUCCUGGCAGGCAUGUCUACUCAGCACCCUACCAUGCCCGAACAGAGGGGCGUUGUCAGGGCGGAGAACGGACCAACAUGUACAGUGAUGCGGCCCAGUGCUGAUGAUCCAAACAAGACCAAGUUCACCUGGUUAUUAAGCAUAGAUUUAACGGGUUGGAUCCUAAAGACCAUCAUAAACAAAGUGCUCUCUCAGACACAAGUAGAUUUUGCCAAACACCUGAAGCAGAGGAUGGCCAGCAACAUUGAUUCUAUGGAGAUUGUGCCAGCCUGUUGACACACCAUCUGUCAUGCCCUCUGACCUUUCGAUUGGCGUGCACACCAAUGGCAGGCCACCAAAUGGACAGCUCUGCCCAGUCCUUAGGACAGAAUUGGAGUACAAUUGAGUGAAGCCUUGUUCUUCUGAACCCUGGCGCCAUUAACUGUCUAAAGUGGCUCUCUCCCUAUGUCCUUCUCUUCAUACCAAUCUCAAAGAACUGGUCUAUAUCCUCACCUAACCUGUUCACACACAAAUUCAGAUGAAGAGGAGAGACUAGGGAAGGACACUUAAGAGUAGAUGUGCCUAUUUUACACAGCACACACCCUCUUCUCAAAACAUGCACACAUUCCCCUUUACCACGGAGUCUGUGAUCCAAAUAACUUUUUUAUCCAGCCAUAGCACACAUUGUUAUUGUACUUUCAAUGUGAAAUGUUAUUUAAACAUUUUAUUUAUUGUAAAACAAUGUCAUUGCAUUACACUGGGUUAGGAUGAGUGCCAAGUGAAUAAAU
This is a messenger RNA of Oncorhynchus mykiss (rainbow trout), 887 nucleotides long. RefSeq names its product steroidogenic acute regulatory protein, mitochondrial-like. Gene Ontology annotation, molecular function: cholesterol transfer activity; cholesterol binding. The record is from RefSeq and is a predicted model, not a curated record. Gene Ontology annotation, cellular component: mitochondrion. Gene Ontology annotation, biological process: regulation of steroid biosynthetic process; intracellular cholesterol transport; steroid biosynthetic process. Lineage: Eukaryota; Metazoa; Chordata; Actinopteri; Salmoniformes; Salmonidae.